CUCCACCAAUCCCCGCAAGGUGCUGCGCUCCCUCCUCUCCAGGUCCGCCCUCCAGCCCCGCCCACCAAUCCCCGCUGGGGGCGGCACCCUCGGUCCCGCCUCUACCGGUAGAGCCGUAGCUGCACCAGCCUGCUGGCUUUCAAGUGUCCCCAGGAACGCCGCGGUUCAGAGUCUGGGCCAGGUACUGCCAAUACCUGCGAGGGGGAGAACGCGGAAAGGGAGACCCGCGGAAGCCGAGAACCAAGGUAUUCUAGGACUCGACCAAGGCUUGAUCAAGCCCCGCCUGAUUGCAAAGCGGGGCUUUGGGGAAUAGGUGUGCAGCCUGGUGCAGGGCAAGGCCUGGGGAAGAUCUUAGGAACCCGGGACUCUGGAGCAGGGCUUCAGAGGGUGCGCAGGAGUGUACGUCCACAGGCGCGUUACAGGAGCUGGAUUGGGUCGUGGAGAGGCGCCGGCGGUGGGAAGCCGUCCUGCAACAAGGAGCGGCCCUCUGAGGCAAGGAUGGGGUGGUUGCCAGAAGCCCACCCCCCCAGGCCUCCCCAAAGGCAAUCUUUCUGGGCUCCAAAGCAGAGGAGCCAGGACUCUGCCGUCUUAGGGUCCCCUCCUACAUGCUCUAGUCUCCCAGUUCCUGUCUAUUCCCUGGACCUCUUUAGCCCUUCGGUACCCACCUUGGUUCCUGGGUCCUCUACUUUUGACCGUUCAACCCCUGGCAUCUCCUGGUGCCCCCCUCCCUCCAGCUGCAUCGUGGGAGCUGAGCAGAGGCAAACUGAGUUGUUUAAGAUCCAUUUGUUAUUGAGAGACAUAAAACAGUCAAGGACGGGGAUAGCUCAGUGAUAGUGUGCUUGCCAAGCUUGCUCAAGGCUCUGGGUCCAAAUCCCAGCACAGAAAGGAAGGAAGGAAAACAGUCAACUAAAACUUCAAAUCACCCUACAAAUCUGUGAAGCCAAACCAUCUGUUGUGGAUUGAAUAGAUAAGGUGAAAUCCUACCCCCUCCAUUCCUGGGAAUGCAGCCUUUUCUUGGAGGUAGUUUUUGGAGAUGUGAUCAAAUAAGGAUGAGGCUAUUUAGGUGGGUCUUAAACCAAUGUCCAGUGUCCCUAUGAGAUGCAGAGACACAGACACAAUGGGAGGACAUUUCUGUUGUGAGACAACCGUCUGGUGUGGCCACAGCAGCUCUAGGAAUUGAAUACACUACUCAAUAGGAGGAAAAAAAAAACUUCGUGGCAAACUUUCUAGCCUGACCAUUUGGUCAGAUUAGAAAGAAUUUGACAAUUUGGUCAGAUUAGAAAAGAUUCUGAAAACUACAAUGUGGCAAAAAAAGAAAAGGUGUUCUGGAAACUUCUACACAAUGGGGAUAAUUCAAGAUGAAAUGCUGAGAUUUUGCUUAUAUUCAUAAAGUAUAUGCACCAAUGCCUUUUAAAACUAGGCAUAUCAAGAUUGAAGAGCUCUAUUUCCACAAAUUGAUACAAAUAUCACUACAAAUAUGUUCAAAAGGAAUGUUUUCAUAAUAUUAAUAUACUGAAAAUAUUUAGGAAUAUUAAAGUUUGUGGUAAAUUGGCAAGCCUGGCAAAUUUAGCAGACUAAUAACUUAGGAAAUGAAUCCUGUAAAUCACGGUGACUUGCUAAGUGGGAACAAAUCUCCAGGAAUGUCCCCACAGAAGGCAUGUUCCAGCUAUACCUCAGCAGCCGGGAGGGGGCUCCAGAGCCAAAUCUCCGAGUGACUACAGCAUGGCAAUGGAGGUGGUGGCACUUGGGACAAUUUGGGGACCAGUAUGUUAGUUCAGUGGGGUACAGGAAUGAAGUCUGAUGUAGGAGACUUUAGAACAGAAAACCCACCUCAAAAACCCUCCAGUAAGGAGCCGAGGGGCGUUCAGGUUUGGUUGGAUGCUGUGAUCCAACUUUCCCCAUUUCCUUUGCUUUCACCUAAAGCUGGCUUCCCCUUUGGGCCUUAAGGAGAGAACAGAGGUGCCUUCCCAAUUCCUCCCUGCUAUUGGCCCAUAUCAGAGACCAGACCUAAUCCUGCAGCAGUGAAGAGUAUGCCCUUCAUUGAUUUGCAGGAGCAAUCAGAACCUCUCCUGGAGCUGGUAGACAGGGAAUCUCCAUCUCACUGGAUGAAUCCCAUGAACUCUAGGGGGAUACCAUUCCCUCCUCAUCCCAGGAAAGGAGGCCCCUUCCUUGGGAUGGAGAAGAGGGAAAUGGAUGCUGGUAAGGCCUCCAGGGAAUGAGACUGCAGCCAGUGAAGAUUGGCUUCAAGAUAUUUGAGUAUUUAGCUCAAAAGGGACCCAGGUUGCCAUAACGAUCUGACAAGUUGUCAACAAUUGGUACCUGCAGGAGAGAAUGCAGACCACUAGAAGACUGUACAGACACAUUUUGUGCGAUAUCUGUAAGACUAGGUUGGGGGAAGGAUGAAGAAUGAUUUCUGGCAGAAUGAUUUCAAAUCUAAGAAAAGCACAGAGAGGAAGAGGAACUGUUUUUACUAUUAUUACAAUAAAAUUGAAACUACAAUCAACUAAAUGUCUGUGAGGCUAUGAGUUGCUCUUCACUGUAACUGUUCCCUGAGAAAUACUAAAUAUCAGAAAAAUCGACUGAAGAGAUCUUCUCUUUCUUGUUUUUUCCAUACUGAGGAUUAAACCCAGCAGGAGUGCUUAACCACUGAGCAACAUCCACAGUUCUUUUUGAGAAAGUGUUUCACUAAAUUGCUGAGGUUGGCUUUGAAUUUGCAAUGCUCCUGUCAGGCCUCCCGAAUUGCUGGGAUUACAAUCAUGUGCCACAACGCUGGGAUGAAGAAAUCCUAAAAGACUCUAAAUAAGUUUAAAAAGUCAUUAAGAAAAACAGAAAUAAUCCCGUCCUAUGAAGAAAUGACAAAAAGCUAAUGGUAAAUAGUUUUACUUUAUAUGAACCAUGUUUUGCAAUAAAAAGGGACAUAAACUCAAAGAUGACAAAGGACAAUUUAUUAGGAAAUAGAUAAAGGUAUAACGCUGCAACAAUAACAAAAACCCACAGGAGGAUAUCAUUACCGUAGAAACAUGUAUGAUUGUAUGAAGGUGUAACCCUACUUCGUGUACAACCAGUGAAGUGAAAAAAUGUACUCCAUUUGUAUACAAUGAAUCAAAGAGCAUUCUUCUGUCAUGUAUACCUGAUUAGAAUUUAAAAAAAAAAAACCCACAGGAAACCAAGUGGCCUUCUGUCAAUAGCCCAUAGGACAACCACGAGGUCCUUAUGAAAGCCAGAAGGACGCUGGUCAGUGUUGGAUUAGCUACUCCUUGAUCCAGUCCAUGUCCACGUCUACCAACCACCCUUCCAGCACAGGGCCGCAUGGCUCAAGCUAGUAGGGAACACUGUGGGGUCCUGAGACGCCCGCUUUCCGCCAAUCAGAAAGCAGGCGCAAGGCCCCACCCACGCCACGGCCAAUCGGAGUCAAUGCCAGGCCACGCCCAACCCACGGCCAAUCAGAGAGCCAAUGCUAGGUCCCGCCCUAGCCACCCGCAGCUGACCCUAACCUUAACCCCGCCCGGCGGGCCCAGGCGCGGGCGGGACCUCGGCCCUAAGUAGACCCUCGGGGCGGUCACCGCGAUGAGCCCGGAAAGAGCUGCCCACAGCAGGUCCCCCGAGGUCGCGCCGCCGACGUUCACGCUCGUCGCCCCCGCGCUCUUCCUCGGCAAUGCGCGCGCCGCGGGCGCCACGGAACUGCUGCAGCGCUCGGGUAUCACGUUAUGUGUCAACGUCUCCCGCCUGCAGCCCGGCCCAAGCGCGCCCGGAGUGGCCGAGCUGCGGGUGCCCGUUUUCGACGACCCGCACGAGGACCUGCUGGUGCAUCUGGAGCCCACCUGUGCCGCCAUGGAGGCCGCGGUGCGCGCCGGUGGCGCCUGCCUGGUCUACUGCAAGAACGGUCGCAGCCGCUCAGCCGCUGUCUGCACUGCCUACCUCAUGCGAUACCGCGGCCUCUCCCUGGAACGGGCCUUUCAGACUGUCAAGAUCGCCCGCCCGGUAGCCGAACCCAAUCCGGGUUUCUGGUGUCAGCUCGAGAAGUACGAGCAGAUCAUCCAGGCCCAGGCCCGCCAGGCCCGGGAGCCCGCUGACCCCGGAAGUGCGCGACAUGGACCCCAGCCAGCCGCGCGGUAGCCUUCAGAAGCCGGGCGGGAAGGGCGUUUGCUAAGGAGAGGCGGGACGUGCCCUGGUCACCGCCGCGGCUGGGCUCCACUUCCCCCAAGCCGCGUCUUCCCGAAGUGCAGUUCAAAGGAGGGGACUGGGAAUCCGCUGCCAAGACCGACCAUCUCUUCCUCUCA
Marmota monax (woodchuck) is the source of this 4280-nucleotide messenger RNA. RefSeq names its product dual specificity phosphatase 28 (gene Dusp28). Gene Ontology annotation, molecular function: protein tyrosine/serine/threonine phosphatase activity. Gene Ontology annotation, cellular component: cytoplasm. The record is from RefSeq and is a predicted model, not a curated record. Gene Ontology annotation, biological process: protein dephosphorylation. Lineage: Eukaryota; Metazoa; Chordata; Mammalia; Rodentia; Sciuridae. The transcript is spliced from 2 exons. The coding region runs from base 3568 to 4116 and encodes 182 amino acids.